AUGGCAGAUCCAUACAACGCUUACAGCUCACACUCAACGCCUACGCCGAGCGGGGCUGGCUACUAUCCCCCAGAGGAUCAGUCUCAGUACCCGGCCUAUGGCCACCAGCCGCCAUAUGGAAACCAAGAGCCAUAUCAUAACCCCGGACCACAGCCUUACCAGCCCAUUCAAACCCCAAACCAGGCCUACGCUCCACAGCAAAGUUCGUACCAUCUCGCGCCCGAGCCAUAUGGGUCUCCCACGGAGAGAAGCUAUACGCCGACAGGGCAGCCAGACUACCUUGGGCCAGUGACUCCGACAGGAUACGAACACGCGCAAGACAAAAUCCCCGGGAAUGCAGGAUACUACAACGACCAUCCAGCUGGCCAAUCACAGUACACACCCUCCGAAAGCCCCCACCGUCCCGCCGUGUAUGUAUCAGAGCCAGACGAUUCACAGCGCGGUGGCAUGGGCGAACAACGCUCCGAUACAGAAACCGACACUGACCGCGGUAUGGACCGUGGGCUUGGGGGCUCGCUCGCUGGUGGUGUUGCGGGCUAUUACCUCGGUCAUAAGAAGGAACAUGGCUUGCUGGGUGCGAUUGGUGGUGCUCUACUCGGAAACUUCCUGGAGGACAAGGUGAAGGACCAUUCGAGGCACCGCGAUGAGGAUGAGUACUGA
Messenger RNA from Penicillium concentricum, 660 nucleotides. RefSeq lists its product as uncharacterized. The transcript is spliced from 3 exons. Gene Ontology annotation, cellular component: outer membrane. Lineage: Eukaryota; Fungi; Ascomycota; Eurotiomycetes; Eurotiales; Aspergillaceae. Bases 1 to 660 code for a protein of 219 amino acids. The record is from RefSeq and is a predicted model, not a curated record.